AAAUUUAUGUCGCUCAGUUCAGCCCCUGGAGUAUUUUGUUUCCAUCCAUCCAUUUUUCUGUGACAAAUUUCUUUGUCCCAUAAGGGAUUUGUAGCUUCCCAGUGUGUGUGUGUCAUUAUUUUUGUCAGGAAAGCACGCACAGACACACUCGGCAGCCUCCUCCCUACACGCACUCCCACACCGCAAACUCUGGAAUGUUAUCGUGCACGCGCAUGCUGUCUUAAUUUGGAUUCGGCCACACAAGCACGCGCACACAAUGCUCAUGAGAUUCUGUAGGGAGUCAAUUGAUGUUUUCCUGUCAGUCUUUCUCAAAACGCAAGUCAAGAAUUCAGUGGCGAGGCCAAAACAGUACGUGGACUAGCUGGAUCCGGAAGAAAUGCUCCAGCGCUUGCAUGCUCUCGAAUGAGCUUGGUGGUGAGCAAAACAGGAAGUGUUGGUCAGGGUUUGGUGAGCUGGAAUGUUCCAGAUGUGUCCACAUUGUGGUGCGGGAGCGACCCACCCACCCCUGGCGGUGACGACCUCACGUGCGCGAGCUGCUAGCUGCAAAGUCAAGCAAAGGGCAUUUAGAAUAAAAAGGAAAUUCACAAUGUACCAUCACAGGUAAACUAUUUCAGAACAUUGCUGCAGGCUACUCAUUUAGCGUGGACGAUUUUGGAAAAAGAUAGGGUGUGUAAAUGAAUGGUAAUUUUUUUUUUCAUCCAAAAAUGCAGAACCACAACAACAACAAAAAUUGCAUCACAAAAAGUAAAGUGAGACUGCAACAGACUGAGGGGCGGAGCUGGAACAAUGUACAAAUUGCAUCAAGUUGGGAAAAACAAUGACAAAAAUACAUGAUUUUUUCCAACUCGGAGGAAAAAGUAGUUGCAAUAUCAGAACUCAUGAAAAAUAUUGGUGUAUAGGCGAAUAAAUAUAUUUGUAUAUCAAUAUUUUUUACCAAUUAUGAUUUUGUUUAUUAGUCUACAUAUUUAAAAACUAUGUCGUGUUAUAAGGAAGGAGUAGAACUACAAAUUUUCAUUCCUUGCAACUACUUUUUGCUUGGUUGUUCUUUUCUCGUGUGAUUUCCACACGUUUGAAAGAAAUCAUUCAUUCAAACUUCGAUGGUUUGACAGACUGACAGAUAGCCCCUCCCCCGAGAAGGAGGGGGGCGCUCGUGCGCGCCACAUGCGCAUGCCCGCCGUCUCUCUCUCUCUCCUUUCAGUCACUCACAAAUGAUGACGAUGAGGACGAACCUCGUCGCGCACAAGUGAAGCAAGACAAGAAAAAGAAAAGAAACAAACCCGAGUGGAUGUUUUGUCGUCCGGCGCGCGCUUGGCAUCGUGGCAGCUGAUUGGACGACGGUCAGUUUGUGGGCACGGGAAGUGGCACCCGCACGCUUGUUGGACACAAGAUGGCGCUGUGCGGCCGCCUGCUGCUGCUGCCGUUGGUGCUCAUGGUUCUACUUCCGGUGACGCGGCCACGCCCCUCCACCGCUCACCACCGCCCACCCGCAGUCGAUCUGGAGACUGUAUCGUCUGAGGAUGAGGAGGAUGAAGACGAAGGCGAAGACGAGUCGUCAUCGGAGGAAAACGAGCACGCCGACGAUGUGACAAGCAGCAAGGAAAACACGCCGCAGCCGCAGCAGCAGCAGCAGCCGUCGUCGUUAGCGUCGCCGCCCGGCUGGUCGUCUCCCGGCAUGGCGAAGACGAUCUAUGCCCUUCCCGCCAGCCACGUGGCCAAAUUCCGUUGCCGGGCAACGGGAAACCCCACCCCUACGCUCGACUGGUACAAAAACGGAAAAGAUGUCAGACAACUGCAAAGACUUGGCGGCUUCAAGAUCAAACAACGCGCGUGGACACUCACCCUGGAGACGGUGUUGCCUUCAGACAAAGGAAACUACACGUGUGCGGCACACAACACGCACGGACGCAUUGAACGCCACUUUGUGCUGGACGUCGUGGAGCGCCUGGCUCACAGGCCCCUCCUCAAGGCCGGCCUUCCGGCCAAUCAGACGGCGGUGGCGGGCGCCCGCGUGGAGUUCGCCUGCAGCGUCUUCAGCGACCCGCAGCCUCAUGUGAAGUGGAUCAAAGUGGACAACGCGAGCCGCCUCGUCGGACCCCACGAACUGCCCGAUGGCCCCGUCGUCAAGGACGCGUGGGACGAAGACCCGCAGGUCCUGACGCUGACCAAAGUGAGCGCCGCCGACGCCGGCGAGUAUGCGUGCGUCGCCGAAAACGAAAUGGGCAUCUCGUACCAGUCGGCCUGGCUCACCGUGCUGGAGAGCCCGCAACUUUCCCACAGCUACGCUCAGAUUUUCUUCUACUGCAUGGGCUUCUUCAUCGCCGUCACGGUGACCUUCACCGUCGUCAUCUGCAAGCUGUGCUCCGCCCCCGGGAAGGGCGUCGCCCCCGGCAACCAGCUGGCCGUCCACAAGCUCGCCAAGAGGGUGGCGCUCAAGAGACAGGUGUCUCUGGUGUCUUCGUCGUCCAUCUGCUCCAAGAAGUCUUCCGUGUGUCCGUCUUGUCCUUCCAGCGGGACCACCGCCGGCACGCCCACCGCGUCCGCCGACUACCAGCUGCCGUACGACCUUCAAUGGGAACUUCCUCGUGAAAGGCUGACGCUGGGCAAGCCACUGGGCGAGGGUUGCUUCGGCCAGGUGACCUUGGCCGAGGCCAUCGGCCUGGACAGGGAACGCCCGACAUGUGUCACUAAGGUGGCGGUGAAGAUGCUGAAAGCGGACGCCAGCGACAAGGACCUGAUGGACCUCGUCUCCGAGAUGGAGUUGAUGAAGAUGAUCGGACGCCACAAGAACAUCAUCAACCUGAUUGGCGCCUGCACGCGCGACGGGCCGCUGUACGUGGUGGUGGAGUACGCCGCCCGGGGUAACCUCAGGGAGCAUCUCCGCGCACAUCGCCCGCCCGAUUCCGAAUACUGGCGCCAUUCAGCCGAGAUGCCGCGGGGCGGCCUGGAUCUCCAAGAUCUGGUGUCUGCGGCGUACCAGGUGGGCCGCGGAAUGGCCUACCUGGCAUCAAAGAAGUGCGUCCACAGAGACUUGGCGGCCCGUAACGUUUUGGUCACGCAAGACCUCGUCAUGAAGAUCGCAGACUUCGGCCUGGCCAGAGACGUGCACCACUUGGACUACUACAAGAAGACCACCAACGUGAGAA
Molecule: messenger RNA, 3143 nt
Organism: Hippocampus comes (tiger tail seahorse)
Lineage: Eukaryota; Metazoa; Chordata; Actinopteri; Syngnathiformes; Syngnathidae
Product: fibroblast growth factor receptor 1-A-like
Exons: 14
Biological process (GO): positive regulation of kinase activity; cell surface receptor protein tyrosine kinase signaling pathway; multicellular organism development
Cellular component (GO): plasma membrane; signaling receptor complex
Molecular function (GO): fibroblast growth factor binding; ATP binding; fibroblast growth factor receptor activity
Source: RefSeq, a predicted model, not a curated record